UCCGCCUCCCCAGUCAUUUAGGACAAUAUCCUAAGUCGAAGCUAGAGAUGCGUGGUCCGUUUGGUGACUUUUCCUGGGUUCUCGCUUAAGCAGAGCCACAGGUUACGGGGCGACCAGGCCUCUGUGGAAGGGCAGGUGCCUCGGUGCGCGCGCGCGAGCAGCCGGCAGCCAAAGCCACCUGCUUACAGGGCCCCAGCACCUCUGCGGGGAGUCGGAGGACUCGCGUGCAAUCGCGCAGGUGCCCCCAGGCGAGGGGGAAAGCAUCGGAGGAGACGCAGAGCUGGAGCGAGGUCACCGUGUUCUCGCAGCGACCUGGGUUACCUCAGCCCGCGGGGCUGGAAGGCCCCCCGCCCGCGAGCGCUUGCGACCCUGCGGAGCCCGCCGCCCACGCCGCGCUGAGGACGCUGCCCAAGCCGGGCGCCCGCCCCCCGCCCACGACUUCAGCGGCUCGCAGCGCGCCGCCCCCAGACGCGCUUGGCUGCCGGCGAAGGCUGAGACCGCGCUCCCGCCGGCCAGUUCCCAACAGUAGCAACAGCAGCAACAGCGCUUCCUCCCCUCUUCGCGCCUUCGCUCCGGACUCGCGUCGUCCAAGCCCCACGGUGAUGAGCCCCGAGCCUGUCCCGCCGCCGCCGCCCCAGUGCUCCGGCUGCGACCGCGCGGAGCCGAUAGCCCAGCGCUUGACGGAGGGCGACGAGGCCUUCAGCGCGGGCGAGUACGAGAUGGCAGCCGAGCUCUUCCGCUCUUUGCUGGCCGGGCUGGCGCAACCGGACCGCGGCCUGUGCCUGAGGCUGGGGGACGCGCUGGUGCGCGCCGGCCGCCUCCCCGAGGCCCUGGGCGCGUUCCGCGGCGCUGCGCGGCUCGGGGCGCUGCGGCCGGAGGAACUGGAGGAGCUGGCGGGCGGCCUGGUGCGCGCCGUAGACCUGCGCGAGCGGCCGCUGUCCGCGGAGAACCCGGGCUGCGAGCCGGAGGCGCCUGCGGAGGGAGGGCCGGCCUCGGCGCCUCGCACGCCCCGCGACCUCCUCGGCUGCCCGCGCUGCCGGCGGCUGCUGUACCGGCCGGUGACGCUGCCCUGCGGGCUCACGGUCUGCAAGCGCUGUGUGGAGCCGGGGCCCGCGCGGCCGCAGGCGCGGCGCGUGAACGUGGUGCUGUGCGGCCUGCUGGAGAGGUGCUUCCCGGCUGAGUGCAGGGUGCGCAGGCUGGCGGGCCUGGCGCGGAGCCUGCAGCGUCAGCAGCAGCCCGAGGCCGCGCUGCUCAGGUGCGACCAGGCCCUGGAGCUGGUUCCUGAUGAUAAUUCAUUAUUGCUGCUGCGGGCAGAGUUAUAUUUGAUUAUGAAGAACUAUGAGCAAGCUCUCCAGGAUGCCAGCGCAGUUUGUCAGAAUGAACCUCUCUUGAUUAAGGGACAUCAUGUAAAAGCUCAAGCUCUUUCUGGAUUGGGAAGAAGUAAGGAAGUGUUAAAGGAAUUUCUCUACUGCCUUGCUCUAAAUCCUGAAUGUAAUGCUGUGAAGAAAGAAGCACAGAAGGUAAUGUGUGAAGUGCUGUUUUCAGCUACAGAAAAUGUGCAUGAAAAUUUAACAUCUUCCAUCCAAAGCAGAUUAAAGGCUCAAGGUCACAGCCCCGUGAAUGCCCAGUCUCAGCCGGAAGAAGGUGAUGCAGGGAGCUCUGAGAAUUCAUCUGAGAAAUCUGAUAUGCUUGGAAAUACCAAUUCCACAGUUCUGUAUUUCAUACUGGGUCUGCACUUUGAAGAAGAUAAAAAGGUGUUAGAAAGCAUCCUUCCAACAGCACCCAACACUGGCUUGAAGAGACAGUUUCCAGAUGACAUGGAAGGUGCACCUGACCUGAACGCACCUGGAAAAAUUCCCAAGAAAGAUUUCUCGCCUCAAAGGAGCCUGAACUCUGAUAUGGAAGAAAGUCAGUGGCUCUCGCUUGAUGUAACUGACUUUGAGUGUGCCCUCUGCAUGAGGUUGCUCUUUGAACCUGUCACUACACCCUGUGGACACACAUUUUGCCUAAAAUGCCUUGAGCGCUGCCUUGACCAUUCCCCACAAUGUCCAUUGUGCAAAGACAAACUUUCGGAAUUAUUGGCAAGCAGAAACUUUAAUAUAACUGUUCUGGCUGAAGAAUUAAUAAUUCGGUAUUUGUCAGAUGAAUUGUCUGAUAGGAAGAGAAUUUAUGAUGAAGAAAUGUCGGAACUGUCAAAUCUGACCAGAGACGUGCCCAUCUUCGUGUGUGCCAUGGCCUUCCCCACAGUCCCAUGUCCACUCCAUGUCUUUGAGCCCCGCUAUCGGCUUAUGAUAAGAAGAUGCAUGGAAACUGGCACCAGGCGAUUUGGCAUGUGUUUAUCUGCUGAGCACGCAGGGCUUUCAGAGUACGGGUGCAUGCUGGAGAUUAAGGAUGUGAGAACAUUUCCUGAUGGAAGUUCCGUCGUAGACGCAAUUGGCAUCAGUCGGUUCCGAGUGCUAAACCACCGCCACAGAGAUGGCUAUAACACAGCGGACAUUGAGUAUCUUGAAGAUGAAAGGGUGGAGGGUCCAGAGUAUGAAGAACUUGCCGCUCUCCACGAUUCUGUGCAUCAACAGGCGGUUUCCUGGUUUGCGUCUCUCCAGGAUCGCAUGAGAGAACAAAUUUUAAGUCAUUUUGGGGUGAUGCCAGAGAGAGAACCUGAGCCUCAGAGUAAUCCCAGUGGCCCUGCCUGGUCCUGGUGGAUCCUGGCCGUGCUGCCCCUGGAGCGCAAGGCUCAGCUGGCCAUCCUCGGCAUGACCUCGCUCAAAGAGCGGCUCCUUGCCAUCCGACGGAUAUUAGUCAUCAUCACGCGUAAGAUGAAUAGUCGGCAGGAGCUGGCAAAUGCCAGGCAGAGAAAUAAUUGAUUUUUUUCUCUGUGUUAAGGUUUCUGGAAGCCCUUGUACUUUUAUAAAUGUCAGGCAUGGACGAAUAGCUGUCCAUUCAUUGUGCUUUGUCAAGUGCUUGUGGAUAAGGUUCCAAAAUGGAACAUUUGCCAAAUAUUGAGUCCUCCUCAAAAAUGACAAUUCUGUGUCUGGUGGGAUCUGACCUUGUACAAGGUUAGCCUGAAGUCUGAAAGGAGCCCAUAGUUGGAAAACAACCUAAGAAAAUCUCUUGGAGGCAGAUGCUUGGGGAAUGCAAUUCAUUGACAGCACAGGACCCUGCAGAUGGUUUACAUGUGGUUUAGGUUUCACGAGAAAGAAGGAUUCCCUUCCAAGUCAGUAUCUUGCUCUGCCAGAUGGAAAAGGCAUGCUUAUGUGUCUAGACAAUAGGGGGAAGUACGUUUUUAUCUGGAAGUGGAUUUCUUAGAGCACAGGCUAACUAAAACGACGCUUAGGCUUUGUGUGUUGCUGUGAAGUUAUCUGUGAUGUGAAAUUGAAUCAUCACACCAUUGUUCAGUGUGGGAGCCCAAACUAGUCCUUACCCAAGAAGUAGUAGCCACCGGGUAGAACUGUGUUUAAUGUCCUGUUGUAGUCCCAGGUGUUGUAAAUUGCAUGUUGUAAUCAAAUGAAUGUCAAAAUAUAAGAAAGUGUACCUUGGAUAUAGGAAAACCUAAGAACAGUAUAGUUUACUUGAGGAGAUAUAUAUAUAUAUAUAUAUAUAUACUUAUACACGUGUAUAUAUAUAUACACACACACACACACACACAGAGUAAAGUGAGCAAAAGUGAGUUAAAAUUGUAUAUACAUUGGGGUGUCAAACAUAAAACCACCAAGUGCAAAGAAUGCCUUGAAAGUAGAACCUUGUCUCUCUGACCAAUGGUUAGUAAGCAUUUAGAAAACAGUCAUCUUUUCUACUGGGAUUUGCAUUAGCAAUUAGCUUCAUCAGUAAAUUUCAGUUUACUGUCCAUUUAUUAAUACACAAAAACAUUAACAGUCUGUCAUGCCAUGAUAAUCCGUCUAUUUCAGGAAAAUAGAUCAGAAUAUACGAAGGGAGAUGAACGGUAUGAGAUGUAAAUAUUCAGCAAGUUUUUCUCCAACACCAACCUAAGAUUAUAUUUUUGAAAGAAAGUUUUACAGCGAUCAGACCAUGUGUUAUCUGUUAAAGGACAGUAGUAUAACUUCCAUCCUGUAAUGCACAUUGGUGAUACUGAUUGGAAUAACUGAAUCUGAGAUACUCAUAUGUUCUCUCUGGCCUAACCAGCUGGUGCAUUGACUUGGCUUCCUCAUCUGCAAGGUGGACAUUAUUAACCAGAGGGUCACAACCGCUAAAGAGCAUAUCACAGCUGCAAGUUUUGCUUUGUUCAUUGAAGGUGUGUGUGAUGUUUCAGUUUUUAAAUAUAUAUCUCAUAAUAUACAGUGUUGAUGGUUAUCAGUCCAUCAAGCAUUUUAUUAAAAAGACUUUAUAAUAUUAUUAAUUUUUCUUGUAGUUUUCAGUAGAUAAAACUUAGUCUUGUCGUGAGAGUUAGAAAAUAACAGCGUCACUUAACUAUAAAGAGAAAAUGUGAAAGUCUUUUCCAAUCCAGUGUUUCAAGUGCCUCACUUAUUGUGAAUCUCAACUAUCAUCUUGAGAUGGUUUAAUGGCAGUUUGGCCAAGUGAUUUCUAAGAGAUUUUAUUAAUUUAUGCAUUAACAAUAGUAUUGAACUUUCUUAGGCAUCAUAACCUAACCCUGUCAUUUAAAAGGAAACAAAAUGCAGCUCACAUGCCAGAAGACCUUAACCAGAAGUGGUUCAUGAAAAUUGAUCUGCAUUGACCAUUCUCUGCCUUCCUCUUUUGGAAAGUCUUUUUGUACCUUCAUAUCACAGCCGAAUAGUUAUCAUUGCUGUUUCCAUUUGGAAGUGUCUAAAUAACCACAAUGUGAUCACAGCUUCUCAAGCCUUCCUAGAGUUAACUUGGUACACUUGCUAUAACAUUUGGAACCUGUUGCUUUCUCUUGCUUACUCUUUAAAUGUCAUGUCACACAGUUCUUGGAAUCAGAACUAUUCAGUUAUUUCUUCAUGAUUCUGCCUGCCUUUCUGGUCUUCUCAUUCUGCGUGUCAUUAUGUAAAAGCCUGAACAACAAUGAUGACGCAGAUGAGAGCAACACAUGCUUUUAUUUUUUGAUACCAGAGGGAAUUAACUAUGAUCACAUCAUGCUCUCUCUGUUCAGCAUUCCACCCCCACAUGCUGCAGCGUGGGAGUAGAUUGGUACUUACUGAGCACUUAGAAACAUUACGCAUCAGGAACAGAGUCAGGGUGACUGCGUCCUAUGGUCAUGUCGUGAAGGAAGCCUCCUUUUACAAACCGAAAAGCAAAACAACCCCCAGCUUCAGUUUGCUACCAAUCAAGCCAAAGCAGAACGUCUGCUUCCUCCUCUGCCUGCCCCCUUCUGCCCCUUUUCUGUCAGGGAGAUGCCAAUUCUAAGCAUUUCUCGGAAAAUAAUGUAAUUUCUCAUUCAAAAUCAGGACAUUCCAGCUUAAUUGAACUGAAAGUGCUCCAACAGUCAUGCUCUAGUUACAUUGGAAUAAAAGCAAAAAAGAGUAAUAGCCGAGUGGGGGAGUCAUUUUUCUUCUUGAGGAAUAAUACCUGCUGUUCAGUAUUUUUCCAUUCAUUGCGCAAACCUGCCUGUGUCUUUGAAAUUCAAGUAAGUUCCCAAAGGCAGCCUUCCAAAAGCCCCAUGGCCUUUUUAUCAUAUCCCAUCUCCUAUGUGUGUCCUCAUCUUCAGAAUUGAAAGUUAGGAUACUUUUUAAAUUUUCAAAAGAAUUCAAAAUGUUAAGGUUUACCUAAAAUGUUAAGGUUUAUCCAUAGAAACACAAUAAUUCUUAACCAAUUCAUAUACCAAAUUCAACAGUAUUAUCUCAUUUAUAGGGUCACAAAUGUGUCAUUUUUGCACUUAAACCUCUUCCCCCUCAAAAACAAAAAACACCAAGACUGUUUAACAAAUUAUACAACUCCUAACAUAUGUCAAGUCUUACCACGGGACUUCUGAAUAAUAAGGAACAAUUGCAGUUUAUGGAUGGUAGAAUUACAAUGAACUAUUGGCAUUAUCACUUCAUUAUAAACUUUCUGGAAAAUUGGCAGUUGCUACCAUCAAAAUAAUCCAUUGCCUAUAUUACAUAGAAUUUGUUAUAAUUUUUAAGUGCUUUAAAAAAAUACCCAUCUGUUUCCUAUCCUUGUCUUCUUUUGUGCCCCACUGCUUAAAUUACUUGGGUAAAUGCUACUCUUCAAAAUUUAAAUACUGUCUAUCAAAUAAGAAGACGUGUGAAAGAUAUGAAGAAGAAAGGUAAUUAGAAACAAAUUAGGAGAAAAUAAAUGUGGGUGAUUUCUUUUAGUUGACAGCACAAAGUUUUAUUUUUCCCCAGUAUCGCUAUCAAGUCGAGUAGGGAGGUCCCUAUCUCCCCACUUUUUAGCAUAGACAGCAGUGGCAGCCAGUGGAAGGAGUUCUUCCCCUUCAACACCUUCCUGAAGGCCACAUUCUAAUUCUGUUGUUCACCAAAACCUAAUUCCCAGGGAAGCUGGCUCUGGAUAGGAAGGAUCAGCUGUGUGAGCCAUCACCCACGCAGGGAGAUAACUGAACCCCUUUGCCAGCAUCACCCCCUCUCUUCUAGGGUGAGACACUUCAUUCGGUGCACUAGCUCUGACUCCCAGGGGAAAGUCUUUUUCCCUUUACAACUCCUCACCUCAGCCUCACCUUGACUUUCACUUCUCAACUGCUGAAUUUUAUAAAAUAGUCUUUUAGCAGUAGCUCAGCUUUUAGGAGAGCACAAAUAAUGAAGAAAUUGAAGUGCCCCCAUUGCACUUCCCCAAGUUGGGGAUGUUAGCUCUAAUUUGCACCCAGGUCUGAUAAAGGUGACUGGAUGAGGACACAGAGAGGUGGAUGCCAUGGAUAGUGUUUACUGUUUCUCACAAUUCCUGUAGACAUGAGAGAAUGAGAGGCAGCAGACCACACCAGGGCAUGCAGAGAAGCACGGGAGACAGGCAGAAGCAGGGAUGAGGGCGAGUGUGGCUCAGACCCUCUACUGUGUUGUUCUGCAGGACAGGCAGGGCAGGCAAACAGCUUAGACUGUCUGAUUUAAGUAACAGCUCAGACUCUAGGCUAUAUGGGUGGUCUGUAGCCAUCUGGCAUCUGGCCCUGGGUGAUCAGGGUUGGGGAUAUUGCCUCCUAGUUUAUAAGAGCCAGAUAGAGAAGGCAGUUUGGAGGAUGGGCUCUGGAUUGGUUACUUUGCUCCCAGGAUAGCACUUUGCUAUGUCUAAGAAUUGACUCACCCUGGGACAGGCAGUUUCUCCUGGGUCAGCGAGGCCCCUGAGAUGUCAAAAUAUCAAAAAAUAUAGAAAUCACGACUAACACAAUUGGUCCUCUGCUGUUUUGAGAUACUGAGGUCACUUUUGGAAGCAAAAGCUUUUAAAGAGUAGGGCAUUGCCUUAAAAAGCAUAGAAAACGUUUUAUUCUGAGAGUAGGAAGGAGGAACACACAUGGAAAUACAGGAGUCCCUUAGGCUGGCCCAUAGCUAAGGCUCUCAUGUAUAUGGCAUUAGUCAAGAACAUAGUUCUGCAAUUUGGGGGGGGGGCCUCUAACAAUUUCCUGGUGCACUUGUUAACGUGUUAAACAUACGAGUCUGGUGAUGAUAUUACGGUGUUUCUUGGCUUGGGGUGGCAGGUCUGGCAGUUGUGUGGUUGGGGGUGCACAGCGAUAGUUCAGUAAAGGAUAUGCAGAGACUCGUGGUGUUCAUGUAUCACCACAGGGAGGGAGUGGCUAUGGAGGCACAGGGCAGGAGGUCAUGUGGAAAGCCAGCUGGGGUGGUAGGAGAAGGCCCUGGGAGUGGGUGCUCCUCCCCUAGGGGUUGAGGAGUUGACUGAUAGGAGGCAGUUACCUCCUGGGAAAUCAAGACACUCCCUUAAGUUUUACAAUGGCACAGAUAGUAGUCACUUCUUCCAGAGUUUUCAUUUAGACAUGGGAGUUUAGGGAGCCAUGUUUUGGCAUAAAGCAGGGUAUGUAUCAGGAUCAUGGGCUAAGCAGAUGGGAGGCCAGCUGGACUCUUCAAUAUUAAAAGGAAGAACAACAAAAAUGUCAUAUGCCCACUUGGUGCCUCAGGAGAGGCAGCCUAUGGGCAUCACUAGGGCAGAGGUUUGAAUAUCUGGGACUAAGUCAUCUCCCAUGGUGAGGCCACGGCUGGGGUCAUGUCAUCUUCAGCCAUGAGCUGCUGGGCUGGGCAAUGUCUUCCGGGAUGUGAGACAUGAGGUCUCCUGUUAAGCGGAUCCCUACUCGUGCUAAUGUGGUUCCCAGCACUUGGUUGAAACGGUGGCUUACCUGGAGGGUCUGGGCCUCUGGAUCAUAAACCAGUGAAAGCCCCCAGAUCAGUGGUGACAGGAUCAAUAGACACCAGAAUGUGUACAGCUGCACCUGACAGGGCUUUGAUUCUUCCUUUUUGGUGGAAGUUUAGGUUCAAGUGGGCUCCGUAUCAGAUGAGCAGCUGCCUGGCCUGUGGGAUCCCUGGCGGUUAAUGGAUUCAGGAGAGAACAUAUUCUCUCUCUGGUCUCUAGCACUUAUCAGGUGGGGACAAGAUCCAAAAUUUAUAGGAAUAAGGAGAAACAUUAUGAAAGGCCCUAAUAUGUGAUGAGCUUUUGUAUACAAGAAAGUAAGACAUAGUCCUCUUUUUGUUUAAAGGGGACUAUAGUAAUGUUUUUUAAAGUUUGUGUGAGGUGUGAGUCAGCCAAGAGGCCAUAAAUUAAGAGAGAUUAAGGUUUGUGGUGCAAGAUAGAGGCCCAUUUCAGGGUCUCUUUGCAGACCAGAGUUUGAAAUGGAGCUCUUUGAGGAGACAUUAUAUCUCUUAGUUAAACCGGUUGUGUGGAACCUGUCAGGGCUGUGGAAGUUGUGACGAAUGCCUUUUCCCAGAGCCCAGUAUGGUGGAUUCUGAGACAUGGCAUGUGUGUCUCAGUUACUUUCAGUGAUGCCAGCCACCCUGAAGAGGCAAGGAGUGCCACGGCAAGACCUUGUAUCCCAGCUGUAGCACAUGGGAACAGGUGUGAUUUAGAUUUAGGUUUUGGUAUCUGUGAGGAAGAGUCCCAGAGUUUUUAACCCUGAAGGGGGCAACUCUUGAGCAGUGGUCCAACAGUCAGCCAUAAAUGUGAAGUUGGGGCCCUGUGCUGACCAGGGCAUCCAGCGUUAAGACCACUGCCUGACAUUGGCCAUAUGCGUUGCUUUUUGGGUUCCAUUUUGUAUCAGGGAAUCCUGGCUAAAGGAUGGAAAGCAGCAACAUUCUAUUGGGCUCCAUCAUUUAUAUGAGGGUUGGCAAUGCCAUCUGUACUGUCUGUGAACUCCCAGUGCUGUUCACUCAGUUAAUCUAAGGGACCCCAAGGGAUCUGGGGGAGGAUGACCUCACAAGGGACUGAGGACAUGGGAGACCACCCUCUUGAGGAUAGAAUGUAUCAGAGGGCCCAGACUUGGAUCCGUCCUGUGUUAAGGAGGCAUCAGGAGUUUUGCUGAGCUUGUCGGGUGCUUAUGAUGGGCAACUAGAGAUUGGGGUCCUAGGCUCAGGUCUCUAUGAGCCUCUGUGUUCAGGAGAGCCCAGCAGGCACCCAGCCAUUUACUGUUUUAAUGGGGUAUAGCAUGAGUCUGAGAGGGGCAGUUUCUUGCAUCUGAAGCCCUUGGGCACCUAUGUCCAUCCUAAGUGGGCCAGAACUCCAGGCCUGUGUAGAGCUUGCCAGUGUUUCCAUAAUGAAGGGGCCUCUGAGGGUACCAACAGGAGUGCCCAUGGAUUUGAAUUUUGUUUGAUUUUAGAGGUUGUUUUCACAGGGAGCACCAUUUAAAGCAAGCUGAUUUGUAAGCAGCAACAAGAAAAUUAAGUAGACUGUGUAAAUGAGGACUACAUUGCCAUCAGAACCUCAAAAGUAUUUAAAUAUGUUGGUCUUGCAUGUCCCUAAUGAGCGUGAUGAUGAAUCUCCUCAUUCGUGCUACUGGAGAAGGUGAAUGUGGUAUAGACCUUGUCUGCAGAGAUUGUGUGCCAUGGCAAAGCUGUGGAGCUCCUUGUGGGUGGCCUGCAAAGGUCUAUGUGUCACUUCAGAGCAGGAGGCAAACUGCAGCCGAGAAGCUGUGCAGGCAGGCACUUGAUGGGACAUGUUAGCCAAGUCUGGAAGAGCAAGAUGUUGGCCAGUUAUUUAUAGCAUAGAAUUCUUAAUUUUAAUAAUACUGGAAAUUGGGUAAUAGAUGGGACCACAGCAAUAAGGUUGUAGUAGUCCACCAUGAGGCACCCCCUUUUUUUUUUCCAGGUUUAAGGAUAGAAAAAAUUCAAUGGAGAGGCAAUGGGUAUAAUUACUCCUUUAUUAGUUAGUACGUUUUAAUCCUUGAAGGCCUCAUAUUAACUGUUUUAACUGGAGGUUCAGGGACAUUGUUUAUCAAGCUAGUUUGUAAGUGCCAAAGACUGAUUUUAAUUUUAAUUUAUUAUUUGUUAUAUUAGAGUAUCUGUGUCCAAUAUUGGUUAUUAGGGCACCGGGUACUAUGACCACGGGAAAUUUAGACAGGCUACAGUUAAAGUGAAGCAUACCUUCUUUUCCCCUAUUUUAUGUUUGAUUGCCUUCUUUAAAAGCUUAUAGGGGUACAGUGUUUAGAUUUAGUGGGAUCUCCAGGUAUAACUAUAAUUUGAGCCCCAGUAUUAAGACUAUGAAGCUUUAAUGGGUGCAUUUUAGCAAAUGUUACAGUUAAUUUAGAACCUAAGUUAUGGAGACUCAAAAGCCAAUAGGCACCCUUUUAGCUUUUGGUCAUGUCAAUUUUUUAGUAUAUAAAUCUUAUUUAUAUGUAAUAUUAAUAUAUAAUUUGUUGCAUAAAUUUUGAGUGCCUAAGUGUUGGAUAUCUAACUGGAUCAGAUAAAGGAUCUCCAUUUUAGUUUAGUUGUGUAUGUACAAUACAUGUAUAAUUUAUUCUAUAUUUGCAUUAAAAUAUUCUAUCUAUAUGUGUGUGUGUCUAUAUAGAUGCGCACACACUCAUACACACACAGUCUAUUUAGUUACCUUUCCUUUUCUCCCCUUGUACCUAGGGUUUUUCUUGCUUUUCUUUUUUUUUUUUUUCUGAUUUUGUGGCUAUUUAGUUGAGAGGCAGGGAGUUCAGGAGUGCGAAAACACACUGGCCUUGGCGGGGUUACAGGCUCACAUAGCUCAGGGGCUGCUGCAGGUCUCAGGGGAGUGGGGACAAAGCGCCCCACCCCUUCCCCUUUCUUUAAACCUUGAGCCACUGGUCUCUGUGGAUAGAUCCUUUGUGUCCCACUGGAUGGAGAAACAGGUCACGAUAGCUGCAGGGCUCUUAAAGCAACAUUUAAACCUUUUGGCUGCCGUCAUUCUGUGGGGAGGGCAUCUCUCACCAGCCGCAUGGCUGGAGGAUCCCUGAAGCACUUGGAGACCAAUAGCCAGAUCCUUUUCCCAGUAGUGCAAUUAAUUCCUCACUGGAUGCCAGAGGAGGGCCCUGCAGGUGAGCAGCCCAUUACCGACUUCAGCAUUGCUGGCUCGGUUAUCAGACGCUCAUCCAACACAAGCUCACAGGGAAAGCAGUUCCUUGCUCCUUUUGGAGGGAGUUAGCCUCACUGCCCUGUGACUACCAGCCAAGCAAGUAGGUAUGUCCAGGUAGGGAAUUCAGAGGGACCCAGUGCAUCCAAUUAUACGUCCCAGAAGGUUCUGCAUCGGGGACUAUGAUUGACAUCACCCUAAUCUGCAGCACCAAGGACUAAAUGAGCUCAGUCCUCUUAUAAUUUAGGCUGGACUGUCACAGACACUCUGGCAGACAUAGCCCACGUGCUGCAGCCAAAGUGCAAACAUGCCAGCAGUGGCCAUGCUCCCCAGGGUGGAUCCAGCUAGUAAGCCACACGUGGCCAAGAGGCGAGGCAUGUGCUCUGCCACACAUGGACUCACCUGCUCACUGUGCCAGUGGUAUCAAAAUGCACCCACAUUUUUUUUUUUUUGAGACAGAGUUUUGCUCUUGUUACCCAGGACGCGAUCUCGGCUCACCGCAACCUCCGCUUCCUGGCACCCACAUGUUUAAUUCAUAAAGGAGAGGCUGAUGCACUGGAAGAAAAGUUUGUUACUUGCGUUUCUGGAGGAAAAGAGUGCGCCAUGCCAUGCAGGGCCGCAGGAGGAGGAGCCACAGGAGUGGUCAGGAGGCAGAACUAGGGACAAGCACAGGCAGGCAUCUUUCCAUUGUGUCUCCAUGGCAAAGGCGCAGCUGGGCAGGGGCAGAGUUUAGGAUUGGAAGGUUUGAAUGUCUUGGGCUGUAGCUAUAGAGGUGACCUCCAGCUGUCUGGUGCCUGGCCCUGGAUGAUGAGGACAAGGGGAUGCUGCCUUUUGGGUAGAAGAGUCAGAUCGAGGAGUUGGCUCAGAGGACAGGCUCUGAAUUGGUUAGUGUGCAAAGGUGCGCUCCCAAGGGAGCCCUUUGCUCUAAGAAUUGGCUUACCUGGGAAGGGCAGUCUCUCCCCAGUCAGCGAGGUUCCCAAGAUGUAAAAACAUUAUACAUUGUAAAAAAAAAAAAAAAAAAAAAAAAAAGCAUGAUUAAUAUAAGCUCAUUCUAGCAUUUCAGGUUAUAGCUGCUAGAAGAGGUUUGUAGUCUCCAAAUGAGUAGGUUUUUCCUCUAGAGAGGGGCGGGCCUGGACCUUCAAGCACUCAGGAGCAUAAGCACCUGCCUACAGCCCUGCGGCAAAGGAAGCCUCUCUCAGUCACUCAGAGCAGGGAAGGGCUGGGAGAGGCACCUGACGCUCCCUGGGUACUAUGACAGCCCCCAAGGCGGAGGAUUGGCCCUGACCAUAAUAGAGAACUCUGAGAAUUUUGCUGUCAUGGGUCUGAAUUGGUUGGCACAUGUGACCUUUAAAGGAAUGGAGUUUCCAACAUGAAUAUCUCUAACCUUUUGCUUUUCAGAGAUCAUUUUUCUUAAAAAAUUCCAUUGGGACCUUCAUUAUUUACCAUACAUUAAUAGUUUUGUCACCUUUUGUACUACAAACAGUUCAACCAGUGAUCAACUUCUCUCUCAUGCUAUUUACCCCACACACAAUUUUCCACGCAAUUCUGAAAAAAAAAAAAAGCACCUGUUAGUAGAUAGGUUGGAAAGCUGUGUACUCUAUUCAUAUAUUGUUCUUUCAUGCUAGUGGAGAGUGGUGUCAUUAGCAUCUUAAUUUUAGCGUUGUGAAAUGGUUAUACCAAUUAAGAAUUGAAUGUGUACUUUUUAUUCUAUUUAAUUAGAGCAAAUUUGAAUAAAUAGGCUGGUAUACAUAAACGUAAUAACCAUGCUUUUUCCUGUUUGGAGAUAGGCAGUGUGUUGUCAUAUCCUGUGAUAGGGGUCACUCAUCUGGCCUCAUGAUUCCUAAGUUUAAGUCUGGUUUGAAGACGUAAUAGUAAUACUCAGCAUUUCUUGUUGCUUAAAUGAGACCAAACUUAAAUGUUACGAUAUUUACUUCAUGUAUUCUUGUACUGUUCAUUUCAAUUAAUUGGUAUUGUAUAUCUAAUAUGUGAUAUUUGAACUCAAUAAAACGUACAGUGUUGUAAA
Messenger RNA from Callithrix jacchus (white-tufted-ear marmoset), 13432 nucleotides. RefSeq names its product LON peptidase N-terminal domain and ring finger 2 (gene LONRF2). The record is from RefSeq and is a predicted model, not a curated record. Gene Ontology annotation, molecular function: ubiquitin protein ligase activity; protein binding. NCBI's taxonomy places the organism in Eukaryota, Metazoa, Chordata, Mammalia, Primates, Cebidae.